AUGAUAAAGGCUUCGUUCAAAGUUGCUUUCAUUUCUAUGUUGGUGCUUAGUACUUGCGUAUUAGGACUUGUAGAUGAUGUUUCAACGAAAGGAGUUGUCACUCAUGUUGGAAAACAAAUUAGAAACACCGCUAAUAAGGGGCGCCGAUGUACACGGACUGCACAUUGUAUAGGGUUCUGCCCAACCGGGAAACGUGCUUUUUGUUAUUUCGGAUAUUGCAUAUGUGUAUAG
Molecule: messenger RNA, 231 nt
Organism: Lactuca virosa
Lineage: Eukaryota; Viridiplantae; Streptophyta; Magnoliopsida; Asterales; Asteraceae
Source: the annotation of a GenBank genome assembly